Molecule: messenger RNA, 1638 nt
Organism: Strongyloides ratti
Lineage: Eukaryota; Metazoa; Nematoda; Chromadorea; Rhabditida; Strongyloididae
Product: Phospholipid/glycerol acyltransferase domain-containing protein
Exons: 3
Coding region: 1-1638 (545 amino acids)
Biological process (GO): triglyceride biosynthetic process
Cellular component (GO): endoplasmic reticulum
Molecular function (GO): glycerol-3-phosphate O-acyltransferase activity
Source: RefSeq, a predicted model, not a curated record
AUGAUAGUAUUUCUUGAAUAUGCUGUCCUUGUGAUGGCAUUUUUUACACCACCAGUUUUUUGUACAUCUCUCCUCGUUAUUCUUCUUGCAUCAAUUGGUAAAUCACUUGGAAUAAGAGAAUUUUAUGUUAAGUGUUUAAUGUUAAUGUUUGAAUGGGGUGCAAAAAUGAAUUAUAAAAAACCAUUACGCAAUAGAUUAAAAGUAAAAUUAGGAAGUGAUAGUGAAACAGAAGAAGAAAAUGACUAUGAUAAUUAUUAUGAUAGUGCAAAUGUCACAAGUUAUGAUGAUGGAAAUUCAGAAGAAGAUAAUAAAUCAUCAAAUGGUUGGUUAUCAAGAAAACAUUCUGUUGGUAGUGUUCCUGGUGACAUUAGUCCUAAAGCUGAUUCUGGUGUUUAUCCUGAAUGUGGUUUAUCAAGAAUUAGUUCAUCUAAUAGUCUCCUUAGAAGACAUGGUUCAAGUGCAUCAAUUAUUAAAAGAGAAACAACAAUGACAUUUGAUGAUGAUUAUAUUGAUGAUGUUGAAGAACAAAUUGUAAAUAGUCGUGGUUGGGCUGCUAUAAAUGAUUCAUUAGAUUUUAUGAAAGCAGGAAUAGAAGCUGUUAUAGAGGAUGAAGUAACUUCAAGAUUUGAAGCUGAAGAAUUAGUUUGUUGGAAUAUGUUAACAAGAACAUCACGUGGUUUUGAUUUUUCAAUUAAUUGGAAGCUAAGCAUUUUAUGGAUUGUUGGAUUCUUUUUUAGAUAUACAAUUCUUUUUCCAGUACGGGUUGUUUUAUUCAUUAUUGGUCUUGGUAUUCUUGUUAUUGGGACAGCAAUAACAGGUCUUAUUCCAAAUAGUAGUUUUAAAAGACUUAUUUAUGAGAAAUGUAUGCUAGUUGCUCAUAGAACAUUAGCACGAUCUGUUACAGCAUUGAUUCAUUUUCAUAAUCAGCAAUAUAGAGUAAAAACAGGUGGGAUAUGUGUAGCAAAUCAUACAUCACCUAUUGAUGUUUUAAUUCUUGGUACUGAUAAUUGUUACGCUUUAAUUGGCCAAAAACAUGGUGGUUUAUUAGGUCUUCUUCAAAGAGCUUUUAGCAGAGGAAGUAGUCAUAUAUGGUUUGAAAGAAGUGAAGCAAAAGAUCGUGCACUUGUUUCAAAAACAUUAAAAGAACAUGUAACUGAUGAAACAAAAUUGCCUAUAUUAAUAUUUCCUGAAGGUACAUGUAUUAAUAAUACAUCUGUAAUGAUGUUUAAAAAGGGAAGUUUUGAAGUUGGUGCUACAAUAUAUCCAAUAGCUAUGAAAUAUGACUCAUUAUUUGGUGAUGCUUUUUGGAAUAGUAGUCGUCAAAGUUAUUGUGAAUAUGUUUUUCGUAUCAUGACAUCAUGGGCACUAAUUUGUCAUGUAUGGUAUCUUCCACCAAUGACAAGAUUUGAAAAUGAAAGUGCUGUUGAAUUUGCAAAUAGAGUAAAAAAAGUUAUUGCGCAAGCUGGAGGUUUAGUUGAUUUAGAAUGGGAUGGACAAUUAAAACGAAUGAAAGUACCAGAAAAGAUGAUUCAUAAACAAAGACAAAGGUAUUUUAAUAGAUUAUCACGUUAUACAAGUUGUUCAAAUCCAACAAAAAAUCAAUUAAAUGAAUUUUAUGAUUCUGAUAGAUAUGAAUAA